GACAGCAUCAACCCUAGGUUCACACCCAAGCGUUUUCCGAAGCGGUUUGCAGAAAUGCAGUACAGUCCAUUUAACAUGAUUUCCUAUGGGACACGUUCACAUCUCCACGUUUUCACCCAGUGCAUUUUUUUGGGAAGAGUCAGUGACUUUUUUGAACGCAAAAAGUUACUUCAAUGGAAACACAGCAAAAACCCCCAAUGUAGUGGGUUUUUGCUGUGCUUUUCCUGCAUUUUGAUGCAUUUUGCAUUUUUUGCCUAGCAACAAGAAAAAAUUU
Molecule: messenger RNA, 274 nt
Organism: Staurois parvus
Lineage: Eukaryota; Metazoa; Chordata; Amphibia; Anura; Ranidae
Source: the annotation of a GenBank genome assembly